Messenger RNA from Clunio marinus, 1620 nucleotides. NCBI's taxonomy places the organism in Eukaryota, Metazoa, Arthropoda, Insecta, Diptera, Chironomidae. The record is from the annotation of a GenBank genome assembly.
AUGGCAUAUUUAAAUUCAGAUUCAAAUUCAAUAAAAGAUAUUGAAUCACAUUGGAGGCAACCGAGUGAAAUAUUUGAUAAUUUUUUUGACUCGAUAAGUAAUUAUUCAGAGUCAACUGUAGCAAAUUCAGAGUUCGUUGCAAAUCAAAUUCGUAAGUUUGAGAACGAUCAAACUCUUCCAUCACAAAAGGAAUUAAAUAAACCACAAACAGUCUUCAACUUGCACAUUGAUAAAUUUGUCAUUGAUGGAAAUAAGGACGGAGGUAGUUUGAAUGCUGGAAAAAAUUCAUCGACAGAAGCAGUUAAUAUAAAAUUCAAAACUUUUGACACUCUGAAAAAGAGUCAAACCAAAAAAUCUCCCAUUCAAUUUGUUAAGGCAUUCUUUUCAAAUCGUUACAUCGCAAUAUCAGUUUUUCUUCUGCUUGUUCUAAUGAUAGCAACAUCCACGUCAUUUCUUUUACUGUCCAAAGAUGAUUCCGAGUCAACAACAACAACGACAUCAACCUCGACCACAACCACACAAAGUUCAACUCAAUCAACAUCAACAGCAGAAGAACCCACUUCAACUUCAGAAAGUUCAUCAUCCGAUGAUCCAACGACCACUACAAUAUCAACAUCAACAACAACUACGACAAGAACAACUACAUCUGAACCAGAAUUUGAGCUUAAUAUAAUUAAACGAAGCACAUGGUCAGAGGAAGGACUUGGAAUUCAGGGAAAAUAUAAACAAAUUUCCCCUCUAUCAAAAAUCAUAAUAUUGAAUACCAAAUCAAAUGAUUACACUCAUUUUAUGUCAUCUACAGAGUUUUUAAUAGAUCACCAACAAAAUUCUUAUCCAGAAUACGAUGAUUUGAAAGAAAAUUUUAUUGUUGCAUUAGAUGGGACAAUUUAUGAAGGAAGAGGUUUUUCACAUGAGGGACAGACAACAUUUGAUUCUUUAACAUCAUAUAAUAACAAAGCUGUCGCAAUUAACUUUCUUUUGACUGAAGAUGAUCAAACACUCAACUCUAUACAAGAAAAAGCAUUUUGUAAAUUUCUUGAAGAAUCGAUUUCAACCGGAUCUGUGAAGGAAAACGCAACAAUUUUCCAUCAUUCAUCGCUUUUGAAAUCUUACUUUGAGACAUUUGAAAUGCCAAAUCUGGAUUGUAGUCAACUUGAAAAUGUAGAGUGGAAAAAAUCUUUGAACAUUUUCAAAAGACGAGACUGGAAUGCAUCCGAAUUUCCUCCAGAUUUUGAACCAAGUCUUCGAAGAAAAGCGACAAAGUUUCGUGUCACAAAAAUGGAAGUAGAUGAAUCUGUUUGUGAUUCAAUGGAUUCUUGUUCAAAUUUUAUCAAAGAUUUGCAAACAUCUUAUGAAAAUGAAUUUGAUGAUGUUCCUUACAAUUUCGUGAUUACCAUAAACAAUUUCAUUUUUGAAGCAUUAGGUUUCGAUAUAACAUGUCCUGGAAGUUACGAGAGUAUUUGCAUUUUAUAUGUUGGAAAUGAUAUUUCAAAUGAAAUAAUUGUUGGAAAAAUUGCAGAAUUUAUCACAUUUGCUAUAGAUUUAGAGAAAUUAUCUCGUAAUUUUGAAAUUACCUAUGAGACAUUAGAUAAUAAUAAUAAUAAAAAAAUAAUUAAUUAA